AACAACGUCCCAGCUACGAUGAGUCUGCUACAAGAUGUACUCAGAUCUCAUACUGCUGAUGCCCUUCCGCUAGAGAAACGCCUCAGCAACGUGCGCUUAUCACCCUCACAACGACCAACGUCCGAUGAUGACAAGGACGAUUCUGACGACGAUCUAGUCAACGUCGUUUCAUUACCAGGAACCCCAGACCGCACCAGGCCGUCCUCGCCUGUUCGCGGUGCUUCCUCACGGCCCUUGCCAGGCCCACUCCAUAUAUCGAACGGGAGACGCGAUCCACUUAAAGCGCUUCCGACUGAAGUAUCACAGCGCAUCUUUUCAAAGUUAGGACUUCGGGAUUUGGCAAAGUGCGCUCUCGUAUCCAAAAAAUGGGCAAGAAGUCAAUCUUUGAAUUAUGUCUGGUUUCAACACUAUAGAAAGGAGAACUUUCAUGACGAUAGUUUGCCUCCCGGAAAAUGGACAAAGCGAGAAUCCAAACAAAACUGGCGGAUUGUCCAUCUCAAAUCUGCUCGGGAAAAGUCCCCGAUAUCGACACCUUUUUCCCGUGGUUCGGGGUACACAUCACCCACGAAUAAUUCAGGGUACCAAACACCUCGUGAAAUGAAAGAGGAAUUGUGGGGGCAGCAGAUGGCGGCGAAGCCCAGCAAGAACGAGAUGAGGGAGAUGUACAAGACACUUGGAGGACGGAAGGCGAGAGCUAAGACGAAGCUGUCCAGUUCGGGCGUUAGGGAUAAAGGCGGUUGGGAUGAGGGCGGGGAUUGGUGAUUGAUUGCAUCGGCGUGGAAUAGAAUUGACGACAAGACACGACUUGAAAGGGUCUGGUUGCCCUGCCCACUUACUACAUGUAUUUGUAUUGCUCUCAUGUAUUGCAUUUGUCGAUCAUCGGCGUAGAUACUCGUCCAAGGAGACAUGAAUUUAAAUGUC
Messenger RNA from Laccaria bicolor S238N-H82, 921 nucleotides. RefSeq lists its product as uncharacterized. Gene Ontology annotation, molecular function: protein binding. Bases 19 to 762 code for a protein of 247 amino acids. NCBI's taxonomy places the organism in Eukaryota, Fungi, Basidiomycota, Agaricomycetes, Agaricales, Hydnangiaceae. The transcript is spliced from 4 exons. The record is from RefSeq and is a predicted model, not a curated record.